Messenger RNA from Penaeus indicus, 801 nucleotides. RefSeq lists its product as uncharacterized. NCBI's taxonomy places the organism in Eukaryota, Metazoa, Arthropoda, Malacostraca, Decapoda, Penaeidae. Bases 1 to 801 code for a protein of 266 amino acids. The record is from RefSeq and is a predicted model, not a curated record. The transcript has a single exon.
AUGAGUCGUAGUUCUGACGAAUGGAAGGACCUACCAGCGGAUUCAACGGAAACGGAAAUGGUAACAGUAAUGGAAACGGGUAUUCGGCCUCCACCAACGGAUUCAACAGAAACGGAAACGGGUAUUCGGCCCCCACCAACGGAUUCAAUGGUAAUGAAAUCGGGUAUUCGGCCCCCACCAACGGAUUCAACGGCAAUGGAAACGGGUAUUCGGCCUCCACCAACGGAUUCAACAGAAACGGAAACGGGUAUUCGGCCCCCACCAACGGAUUCAACGGUAAUGGAAACGGGUAUUCGGCCCCCACCAACGAAUUCAACGGUAAUGGAAACGGGUAUUCGGCCUCCACCAACGGAUUCAACAGAAACGGAAACGGGUAUUCGGCCCCCACCAACGGAUUCAACGGUAAUGGAAACGGGUAUUCGGCCUCCACCAACGGAUUCAACGGUAAUGGAAACGGGUAUUCGGCCUCCACCAACGGAUUCAACAGAAACGGAAACGGGUAUUCGGCACCUACCAACGGAUUCAACGGUAAUGGAAACGGGUAUUCGGCCUCCACCAACGGAUUCAACGGUAAUGGAAACGGGUAUUCGGCCUCCACCAACGGAUUCAACAGAAACGGAAACGGGUAUUCGGCACCUACCAACGGAUUCAACGGUAAUGGAAACGGGUAUUCGGCCUCCACCAACGGAUUCAACAGAAACGGAAACGGUUUCGGAGCCCCUGCCCCUUGCAACGGCUAUGCUCCCCCCCAGCAACACCUACAUUCGAAAGGAUAUCUUACCCUUAUUAUAUGUGGAUUAG